Molecule: messenger RNA, 2732 nt
Organism: Lycium barbarum (goji berry)
Lineage: Eukaryota; Viridiplantae; Streptophyta; Magnoliopsida; Solanales; Solanaceae
Product: putative clathrin assembly protein At1g03050
Exons: 2
Coding region: 600-2366 (588 amino acids)
Biological process (GO): clathrin-dependent endocytosis; clathrin coat assembly; vesicle budding from membrane
Cellular component (GO): clathrin-coated pit; clathrin-coated vesicle
Molecular function (GO): 1-phosphatidylinositol binding; SNARE binding; clathrin heavy chain binding
Source: RefSeq, a predicted model, not a curated record
UAUCCGUAUUAUUGUGCUAAAAUGGAGGAUGUUUGUAUGGUCGUUCAAACAAAUCAAGAAGAAGAACACAUAAGGGAGAAAAUUGAUAGUUUAACUGGAAGAGAAGAAGAGGAAAGAAGGAGUUGUACAUACAUCAUCCUCUUUGUCUUCUUCUCGAUUUCCGUUCCUUUAAAUUUAUCCUUCCAUUUUUUAAACAGAAUUAUCCUAACAGACCCAUCAUUUUUGUGAUCGUUUACUCUUAAAUUUUCAACAAUAUCAGUUGUGAGAAAAGUAUAAUGAUAGAAAUAAAUGUACAGAGGCAGAUCAAAGGUGAGGUCAACUAUUCAAGUGAACCCAUUGCUUUUCGCAAUGCAAAAGAUAUAUAGAUUAUACCCAUUGUAAACUCACCGAAUCCAAUUUGAAUCCACCUCUAAAAUGUAUGUUUUAUGUGUCGCACAUUCUUUACUCUCAAGAUUUUGAUGUAAACUUCACGAAUGCAUGUUUAAUAUCAUUACAAAUUAAUAGCAAGCGUUUUUUUCAUUUUGGUUAAAACUGCCACCCAUAUGGACAACUGAAAAGGAGAGUAUUUUGAUUCGUAUUACAAGUCUGAAAAAAAAAUCAUGGCACCAAGCAAACUUAGAAAAGCAAUUGGGGUUGUCAAAGACCAGACAAGCAUAAGCUUGGCCAAGGUAGGGGGAAGCAACUGCUUGUCCGACUUAGAAGUUGCCAUUGUCAAGGCCACUAGACACCAAGAGUACCCGCCUGAGGAGAGGCACAUUCGAGAGAUUCUAAGCUUGACUGCUUAUUCUCGAGCCAAUAUUAGUGCCUGCGUCGACAAUAUUUCAAGACGUCUUGGCAAGACCAAGAACUGGGUUGUGGCGCUCAAGUCACUAAUGUUGAUCCAUAGGUUGCUCUCCGAUGGUGAUCCCUCUUAUGAGCAAGAGAUUUUCUUCGCCACGAGACAAGGAACCAGGCUUCUUAACAUGUCUGAAUUUCGAGAUGCAAGAUCUAAUUCAUGGGACUAUUCUGCACUUGUCCGUACCUAUUCUUUGUACCUUGACGAACAACUUGAGUAUAGGAUGCAGAGCCGUCGUGGAAAGCGCAGCGCCUAUGCCUACGAUGAUGAUUUAGAUGAUGUUGGUGCUGAUGCCGUUGUGGUGAAACCCACUCCCUUGAGAGAAAUGAAGAAUGAGGACAUUUUCUCAAGGAUCAAAUAUCUGAUACAACUACUUGAGCGAUUCUUAGCUUGUAGACCCGCAGGUUUGGCAAGGACCAAUAGAACUGUAUUCAUGGCUCUCUAUCCACUUGUGAAGGAAAGUUUUGAGAUAUACUAUGAAGUGAUAGAAAUAAUAACUAUCUUGAUUGAUAAGUUCCAUGAACUAUCAAUUCCCGACAAUGUGAAGGUUCACGAGAUUUUCUGCCGUAUUAACAAGCAAUACGACGAGCUUGAACAAUUCUAUAAUUGGUGUAAAACGGUUGGAAUUGGACAUUCUUCUAAAUAUCCAGACAUUGAGAACAUUCCACAGAAGAAACUUGACCUCAUUGAUGAAUUUAUACGGGAGAAGUCCAUAUCGGAAAAGAAUGAGAAAGUAAUGUGCUAUGAACCAAAAGGUGAACUUGUUGAAAAAAUUCAAGAACUAGAGCCAGAACCACAUCAAGAACCAGAACAGGAGAUGAAUGAAAUUAAGGCAUUACCACCACCAGAGGGAAUUCCUGAAGAAACAAAGAAAGAGAAACACGAAGAAGAAAAGAAAGAGGUCGCGAAAACCCAAGAAGUAGGUGACUUAUUGAACUUGGGUGAAGAUGGACCAACUACAGAAGAACAUGGAGAUCAAUUGGCUAUAGCACUCUUUGAUAGUGAUCCAGGAACUGAUGCUCCUCCUACAACCACUUUACCAUGGGAAGCAUUCAAAGAUUCAGGGGAUUGGGAAACAACACUGGUUCAGCAGACGAGCCAUUUGUCGAACCAGAAGGCUUCCCUUUCUGGAGGCUUCAACACAUUAAUGUUAGAUGGAAUGUAUCAACACGGAGCAGUAGCUCAGGUGGUGGCUAGCUCAGGUGUUGUAGCUACUGGAAGUGCUAGCAGUGUUGCGCUUGGAUCAGCUGGUCGGCCGGCAACUCUAGCCCUGCCUGCACCUCCAUCGGCCGAUGGCGGAGCUCACACUACAACUGGGACAAGCACUGAUCCUUUUGAAGCAUCACUGGUAAUAGCUCCACCAUCAUAUGUUCAGAUGUCAGAAAUGGAAAAGAAGCAGAGACUACUAGUAGAAGAGCAGGUAAUGUGGCAACAAUAUCAAAGGGAUGGAAUGCAAGGACAAGUAGGAUUAUCAAGAGCACAACCAACCCCAUAUGCAUACAACACGGGAGGUUACACAAAAACCUUCUAGAGGUUCCUUUAAUUAGAUACAGAAGGACGAUCUAUGGUCGUUCUCUUUGGUCUCCAAAAUUCAGUAAGUAAACAAAAUUGGUGAAAUUGUAAGGAGAAAAGAGGCAUUCGGGAAGAAGGAAUGGCGAAAGUUAUUCAAGCUCACAUUUAACCAAUGCCUUAUUUUCCUGCUCCACAAGUUAUAGAAUUUAGCUAUAACUUUUUCAAAUGUAAUAUAUGUCAGUUGCAGAACUACGUGUUAGAGAAGAUUCAUAUCAGAAUACAUAAUGUAAUAAAUUUCAAUCUUCACUUGUGUCGUUUUCCUCAUUUUCCUAUAUACAGUUAGCUCUGAAGAGACUAGUCAAUAAGACAUAUAUGGCAUACAAUG